This is a messenger RNA of Symphalangus syndactylus (siamang), 1644 nucleotides long. RefSeq names its product adenosine deaminase (gene ADA). Gene Ontology annotation, biological process: purine ribonucleoside monophosphate biosynthetic process; T cell activation; inosine biosynthetic process. The record is from RefSeq and is a predicted model, not a curated record. Gene Ontology annotation, cellular component: cytosol; external side of plasma membrane. Gene Ontology annotation, molecular function: adenosine deaminase activity. Lineage: Eukaryota; Metazoa; Chordata; Mammalia; Primates; Hylobatidae.
GAGGCGGGGCCCGGCCCCGUUAAGAAGAGCGUGGCCGGCCGCGGCCACCGCUGCCCCCAGGGAAAGCCGAGCGGCCACUUAGCCGGCAGAGACCCACCGAGCGUCGGCGGAGGGAGCAGCGCCGGGGCGCACAAGGGCACCAUGGCCCAGACGCCCGCCUUCGACAAGCCCAAAGUAGAACUGCAUGUCCACCUAGACGGAGCCAUCAAGCCUGAAACCAUCUUAUACUAUGGCAGGAGGAGAGGGAUCGCCCUCCCAGCUAACACAGCAGAGGGGCUGCUGAACGUCAUCGGCAUGGACAAGCCGCUCACCCUCCCGGACUUCCUGGCCAAGUUUGACUACUACAUGCCUGCUAUCGCGGGCUGCCGGGAGGCUAUCAAAAGGAUCGCCUAUGAGUUUGUAGAGAUGAAGGCCAAAGAAGGCGUGGUGUACGUGGAGGUGCGGUACAGUCCGCACCUGCUGGCCAACUCCAAAGUGGAGCCAAUCCCCUGGAACCAGGCUGAAGGGGACCUCACCCCAGACGAGGUGGUGGCCCUAGUGGGCCAGGGCCUGCAGGAGGGGGAGCGAGACUUCGGGGUCAAGGCCCGGUCCAUCCUGUGCUGCAUGCGCCACCAGCCCAACUGGUCCCCCGAGGUGGUGGAGCUGUGUAAGAAGUACCAGCAGCAGACCGUGGUGGCCAUUGACCUGGCUGGAGAUGAGACCAUCCCAGGAAGCAGCCUCUUGCCUGGACAUGUCCAGGCCUACCAGGAGGCUGUGAAGAGCGGCAUUCACCGUACUGUCCACGCCGGGGAGGUGGGCUCGGCCGAAGUAGUAAAAGAGGCUGUGGACAUACUCAAGACAGAGCGGCUGGGACACGGCUACCACACCCUGGAAGACCAGGCCCUUUAUGACAGGCUGCGGCAGGAAAACAUGCACUUCGAGAUCUGCCCCUGGUCCAGCUACCUCACUGGUGCCUGGAAGCCGGACACGGAGCAUGCAGUCGUUUGGCUCAAAAAUGACCAGGCUAACUACUCGCUCAAUACAGAUGACCCGCUCAUCUUCAAGUCCACCCUGGACACUGAUUACCAGAUGACCAAACGGGACAUGGGCUUUACUGAAGAGGAGUUUAAAAGGCUGAAUAUCAAUGCGGCCAAGUCUAGUUUCCUCCCAGAAGAUGAGAAGAGGGAGCUUCUCGACCUGCUCUAUAAAGCCUAUGGGAUGCCACCUUCAGCCUCUGCAGGAAGGAGUUCCUUUCUGGUUCUGGUGUUCUGUGAUUUUUACAACAUCCUGGGUACUACAAGUUGCCUGAUCUUUCUGCUUCUCUGAACCAACGAGCAGGGCAGAACCUCUGAAGACGCCACCCCUCCAAGCCUUCGCCCUGUGGAGUCACCCCAACUCUGUGGGGCUGAGCAACAUUUUUACAUUUAUUCCUUCCAAGAAGACCAUGAUCUCAAUAGUCAGUUACUGGUGCUCCUGAACCCUGUGUGUCCAUUUCUGCACACACGUAUACCUCGGCAUGGCCGCAUCACUUCUCUUGAUUAUGUGCCCUGGCCAGGGACCAGCGCCCUUGCACAUGGGCAUGGUUGAAUCUGAAACCCUCUUUCUGUGGCAACUUGUACUGAAAAUCUGGUGCUCAAUAAAGAAGCCCAUGGCUGGUGGCAUGCA